Molecule: messenger RNA, 8348 nt
Organism: Camelus dromedarius (Arabian camel)
Lineage: Eukaryota; Metazoa; Chordata; Mammalia; Artiodactyla; Camelidae
Gene: DOK6
Product: docking protein 6
Exons: 8
Coding region: 197-1192 (331 amino acids)
Biological process (GO): positive regulation of MAPK cascade; cell surface receptor protein tyrosine kinase signaling pathway; Ras protein signal transduction
Cellular component (GO): cytoplasm
Source: RefSeq, a predicted model, not a curated record
CGGAGGGCGGGCGCUGAUCGCGGCGCCGGGCCGCGUCCCCGGUCCGCGGUCGCCCUGCCACCCAGCCUGCGUCCCCGGCGGCGGCGGGGAGCUCGGGGGCACCGGGCGGCGGCGCGGCGGCUGGCUGGAUGCAAGACCUGCGCGGACCCCGCGGCGGACGUCGGCUCUCGACACGGGGAAGCCGAACGCGCUGGCCAUGGCCUCCAACUUUAACGACAUAGUCAAGCAGGGCUACGUGAAAAUCCGCAGCAGGAAGCUGGGGAUUUUCAGACGAUGCUGGCUGGUUUUCAAGAAGGCAUCUAGUAAAGGACCCAGAAGGCUAGAAAAAUUUCCGGAUGAAAAGGCAGCGUAUUUCAGAAACUUUCAUAAGGUAACUGAACUGCACAACAUCAAAAACAUAACCAGACUGCCUCGGGAGACAAAGAAGCAUGCAGUGGCGAUUAUCUUUCAUGACGAAACGUCAAAGACAUUUGCCUGUGAGUCAGAGCUGGAGGCCGAGGAGUGGUGCAAGCAUCUCUGCAUGGAGUGUCUGGGGACCCGGCUGAACGACAUCAGCCUCGGGGAGCCUGACCUCCUGGCGGCAGGAGUGCAGCGGGAACAGAAUGAGCGAUUCAAUGUGUAUCUUAUGCCUACGCCAAAUCUGGACAUUUAUGGUGAAUGCACAAUGCAGAUCACUCAUGAGAAUAUCUAUCUGUGGGAUAUCCACAAUGCCAAGGUCAAACUGGUGAUGUGGCCUCUCAGCUCCCUGAGGAGAUACGGGCGGGACUCAACGUGGUUCACGUUUGAGUCAGGAAGAAUGUGUGACACAGGAGAAGGACUAUUCACUUUUCAAACAAGGGAAGGAGAAAUGAUCUAUCAGAAGGUCCAUUCUGCGACACUGGCCAUAGCUGAGCAACAUGAGAGAUUAAUGCUAGAAAUGGAGCAGAAGGCCCGGCUUCAGACAAGCCUGACUGAACCAAUGACGUUACCCAAAUCCAUCUCUCUUCCUCGCAGCGCGUACUGGCACCACAUCGCCCGGCAGAGCAGUGUUGGGGAGAUCUACAGUUUGCAAGGUCACGGGUUCGGGUCCUCGAAGAUGUCCCGGGCGCAGACGUUCCCCAGCUACGCGGCGGAGCCGGGCGAGGAGGCGCCGCAGCCGCUGUCCCGCUCCGGCAGCUACGGCUUCAGCUACAGCUCCAGCCUCAUCCAGUGACAGCGAGAGCACGCCGGCGGCCAGAGAGACAGCCUGCCCCGGCCCCGCCCGCGGGCCCACCGCGCCCCCUGCCUCCCGGAAGACCAACUGCAGUCAGAACUGAACCGGGUCGGGUCUGGCCCCAGGCCCGGGGAAGAUUAGAGACUGGAGUUCCGUCCGCUUCCUUGAUUCCGUGGCUAAGUCCUUUAUUUAUUGAGUUUCUUGUUGGGGGGGCGUCUAUGUCGUACAAACAGAAUCCAAAUCGUCUGAACAGAUAUUUAAACAAAAUUCUUUGGGUCUGGGCAUGGUGAGACGUUGCCCCCACUGGAUGGUACCUGGGUGGUGGGCAUCACCCUUGUCCUGAUGGCUCAGUCCUCCCACCUGAUGAGAGGUCUGUCCUUAGACGUAAAGAUGACCCACCGCAAGCUGUGUGGCUUGGAGGGUUUCGACAGAGACAAAUCCAGUAAGCUCUACAAACGGCAUCAUACUUCUCGAUAUAAAUAAGCCCAGUGACAAUUAAGGAAACACGAAAUUUAGGACACGCUAUUAAGCAGGGCCUUGUAGCUCUACUCUGUGUGUGUGUGCGCGCGCGUGCGUGUGUGAGUGUGCGCGUGUGUAGACCAGAAUAGACAUGGAUAUUGCUGUAUCCAUGUAUAUCUAACCAGUAUCUAUCAAAUGUGUGCUGAGAGUGACAGGAUAUGCUCACUUACAUUGUGGAAAACUGUAACUUGGUGCAUUAAAAUUAAGAUUGUUAUGUUGAAUAGCUAUUUUUUAAAUAGUGCUGUUAAAAAGAAAAAAAGAGGCUUCUUAUUAGCCAAGUAUUUAUGUAGUCAUGUCUGCUCCUAUGACAAGUGUAAGUGAAAAAUGUGAGAAGUGGGGACACUUUGGAAGCGAAAGAGCCGGUCUGGCCAUCCUACUGGCCCUGACCCUGCACUGUCCCUCUGCUUAUUACCCCCUUGUUGUCCACAACGUUCCUCCCUUUGGCCCCUCUGAGCUACGCGGGGAAGACUGGUUGUGAUCCUGGAUCGACUUCCACUUAACCUCGAGGACAAGGACUCUAAGUGACAAUCUGUUUAAGAAAGAGAGAAAAAUACACUUUAAAAGAACUCAGCCAUUUUGCCGUCAGAAGAAUGACAGGGACAGGACUGUAGAAAUCACUUAAAUCAUCAUAGAUGCUGUUCUGAGAGAGCCGUCAGGGGCUUAUAAUUUGCUAUGUAGCCAGAAUUUGCUGAUCUUUAGUUUCCUUUUACUGGAUAGGGGUCGGCUGGAAUUAUCAGAGAAAAUGGAUACAAAAAAAAAAAAAAACCCCAAAAAAAUCCAACUUUUUUUCAUUCUGAGACUAAUGACAAACCUACAAGGUUUAAAGGGAAGUGGUGAUUUCCAUGUGAACUGAGGAAGUUUGGCUAAUUCAGGUCAACAUAGAUAUUUUUGCUUUUAGUUUUGGAGUUCACUCAAGUAAACAUAAAAAUCGUUCUGCCUGAAUUAGGGGAUGCCAUAUGCCUAAGAUGGUCAGCUCACGAAUACUCCAAAGUGGGUUUAAAGAACAGUGAGCCCAGGUCAUGUAAGAUGCCAACCUGAAUUUUUUCCAAUAUCAACAUUUUUUAAGCUUUCAAAGUUAGCCUGUUGAAAGGGUACCUAUUUCACUGAUCUGUGAUAAGACUAUUUUUUUAAUCCAUAUCCUCAGCUUGAAUACAGAUUGACAAUUCAAGAGUUACUACUGAAUAAAAAUGGUAUGAGGUCCCACCUUGAUAAAUCUGCCCUUAGAGCAACUACCUGGACUCUCCACAUCUCUCAGAUAAGUAUGAAAACCCCAUCAAAAUGCUCAUCAUAUGAGUUAACGUGGCUGUGAAAAUGUAAUCGUCCUAAGCUUCCAGGGAUAAAGAGAAAAUUACUCAAAUGCUCCGCACUGUGAAUUUUGCUGACACAGCAGAAGAGCAGAUGACUGGCUCCUGACAAUGAUACAGCCUUCCCUGAAGUCCCGGCUUUCAGGGUUAAGCACCUCUGAAUUACUUUAGCACAUGGCAUUUGCUUUUGAAAUGCCAUUAGUAAAACACACCAGUGCAACUCCCAGCUGAGACCAUUGGAGCACAGCUCCUAGUGGUGCCACACUCACCGCGCACCCCUCGCUGGCUCACUCAGUCGAGCUGUCGCUUAGAGACCACAAGUUCCACAAGGGACUCGGGGACAGCCCCUCAGGGGUCCUGCUUUAUGUCUCAGCUUUAUUUUAACGUGCUGGAAGCACAGACUGCGAGUCCCGGGGGAUUCUGCUAAUGAGAUGAGUCUGCUCUUCUGUCUCAUUUGCAAGACAGGAUACCUGCACGAAGCAGUUUCAAGAACACCAUCUGCCAGUGAGCAUUACCAAUGAGUAUCAACGAGGGGGUCCUAAAGAUCAGGCAUAACCUUGAGCCAGUUCAUUCAGAAAAUAACAUAAAGAGUCAGUGAGAGAGAACUCUCCUUCCCACAUUUUUAAGCCAAACUCAUCACAAUGAGAAUGAUGCUAUAAAAGAUCUCCUGGUACCUUUCUGGAGAUUUACUCUAGCACACUCCUCCAACUAUACUUAAAAUUGUAGUAUAGUCAAAAUUGCUAAAUGAACAAAGAGGAGAAUUUAUAAUAAUGUAAUAUAUUUGACGUAAGGCAGUGCCCGUUGUAAUAAAAAUGACAAGCAGAUAAAUAGUCUACAAAAACCAAAGAGGAAAAUUUACUGAGUUGGUCUCCUGGAACUACAUAACAUCAACUCCGGAGUAACUAGAGUGGUCCUAGGCUUGUCUUCAACUCACUGGAGCUUGUAGGUUUUUGACUGAAGGUGCCUCUACCCUUUUUGCAGGCAUUUUUCUCCCUUCAGAAUUCCUGUUCCUCUUUACCAUACAUGUGACUUUCUCAUUGUGAGGGAGUGACUGCUAUGAACCAAAGACACCUUUUGGCUCCUUCUGAAACUGACUUGGUUGACUUUCCAUCCAGAUUCAGACAGGUGAAUGAAGGUGGUCACAGUUUCCAUAUCAGGUUGGAAGAAAGCAAUGGUCAAGGUACCGGACAUAAGUUAUAAAGGCUCUUCUGAGAGCAGAGAAAGUCUGGAGGAUGUACACAUUCCAUGGAAAUCCCUGCGGGGAUUUAUUUUUUUAUGUCCCCCAUUUUUUCUUUGGAUAAUAUUCAUUGUUGUACACACGACCAACACCUGACGUUACAUUUAUGCAGAAAAGUACAAAAUAACUUUGACCCUAUGGCUCACUAUUCUGGUGGGGGGGAAACACUUCUUUCACUUAUUCAUUGAGCGAAUAACAGGCACUCAGAACUAAUUUAUUUAUGCAGGUUGCAAAUAUUUAUGGAUCAAUAGGUUUUGGCCACUGCCACAAUUUGGACUUCAUGAAAUAAGAAAAAUACAUUUACUAAUACAUUAGGGAAGAUGCUGUUUGAUAGAGCAUGUGAAAUAAAGGGAAACACAUUUAUUAAAGUAAUCCUCACCUUUUCCACCAAGUAGUAACUAGAGUAGAAGUCCUGAUAUCUUGUGCAAUUUUUCUCUGUCUUCAUUGGGCAAAUAUGUUUGAAAAUCACUUACCACUUAUACUUUCUAUCCAGUAAGGAAGCAGUGGAGUGAUAAUUCACACUGUCAGUAGUUUCCACAAAUCCAGUUUACUGCAUGUGGUGUCUUUAUAGUAGAUAUUAAAAACAUCAUAAAAAAUUGAUGUCUGCCCCUCAUUCUUUGGCCAAUAUCUCAGAAAGCUUUGUAAAAAAAAGCAUGAGUACCCUGCUCCCUAGAUUAUUUGAGCCACUUAUUAAAACUGACCAUUAAUGCUACAGUGAAAACAUGCUAAGCAAAUUAUAUUCUUAUAAAAAAAUUAUAGUCCAGAUUUGAUUAUUAUAAUACAGCACAAAAAAAAAAUGGGCAGGAUACAUUCAGUGGGGCUGAGCUUCAGGCCUUUACCACUUCAUGUUUUAUAACAAACCUUAUAGUAAAAACUGCUUAAAGUGAAAAUUAUACAUUUUCUUCACAUCUACCCAAAUCUAUCAUGUCUGUCAAUAUCUUGCAAUUUCAAAUUACUUGAUCAAUCACUAACUAUAUUUUACAAUCCCCUGACCUUGGCCUUCUCAAAAUAGAUAAAAAUUUGCCACUAGACCUGUUUAAUAAUUAUAAUAAUAGGUGAUAUGCCACACAAAUGAACUUCUAGCCUGUAGAAUUUAUGGAGUGCGGUUUCCCACGGAGCGGGUAGAGGCAGAGAACAGGAACUAGUCAGGAGGGCAACGUUUUAGAUAAAAUUACAAAGGCUCCAAUGACGUGUCCAGGGUUACACGGAGAUUCUGCUGUCUUCACAUUCUGACCUCAGUUCCAUGUCACAGACGCGGCCUUCUUUGCUAGAUUCACCUCGCACUAAGUGUGCAACUGAAAGACAUCGGGUGAAUCGGGCUUUGAAGUUACCACUGAAAGACAACACGCAUCAAGAGAGCUCCCUUCAGUUUAGGGGAAAUUACCGAACACAAAAGAAUGUGUGACACGGUUCAACGUCUCUUCAGUAACAUGAAGAUCAUUUUCGUACAGUCAACCUCACUUGAGUUCUAACAGGAAGAUACAUUAGCAGUGACGCUGGCUGGGGGCUCGAUGUGUCAGAAGAGGUCCAAGCCUUCCAUGUGCCAUCUCUGUAAAUAUAUCUGAAGGAUUAACCCACCUUUCCUCUCUGAAACCAUCACGAAUCCUUACUCUUUUACUUGAGAAUGUGAAUCUGUGUUGUAUCGUUUCUACAAUUAUCACAACCAGAUGAGACACGGGAUAGUUCAUAGACGCUCGUGGAAGUAUCAUGAGUGCUGGACACAUCUUCCAGAUGGACGGAAUGCUGGCUAGCUCUGCAAGCAAUCACACUGAAUAAAGUUUCCACUUUAUGUUCUGCUCAGGAGAAAACCAAAACCCACGGGCAUUGUAAUUCAUUCAAAGGCGAAGAAAUGGUCAGGAAUGGUUUUGCCUGGUUCCAGGCUUCUGAUCCAGGAAUGUUUCCUUGGCCCCAUCUCCUCUCCUAAUUAGACAUAGUGGGAGCUGAGAAAUGCCAUAUGGCCUCUAAAUAAAUAGGCCCUUGUACAUGGAUUUUUCCCAAUUUUUCAGAUGUUCCUAACUCUUCCUGGACUCAUCACCACUGUAUCAAUAGAAAAGCUUGAGGGGCCAAUUCACUAGAUUGGUUGUAGGUCAUGAAUGAUUAGAAUAAGUUUUAUUACUUUUCUAUCGUCAUCGAGUUCUUUGUUGGAAAUUCAGAUUUAUUUAUCCUAAAGUGAUAGUUGAAUAAAAAAAUUAAGUAGGUGUCUAUGUUUUGUUUUCCUAGUAAUUUAUCAUAUUAUAAUGGUGAUGAUUAUUUGCAGGAUCUUCGUCACUCUGCAGAACUUUGGUUUAAUUAUUUAUGGCAUUUGUCACAACUCUGUUAGAUAAUAACAUUUAGGCUACGUUUUUUAUGUGAACUUAAACUUCUAUUUUCAAUUGAAAUUAUGGGAAUGAUUUUUUUACAUUAAAAUACCUUACACAUCAAAUUUUUCCCUUAUACACUUCAGUAGGCCAUUAUUUAAAUUAUCUGAAGUUUGGAUAAAUAAAUAAGUUAAAAUUACUAAGUAAUAUGCAAACCACAUUUUACUUGCGAUUUUCAUACACUUUUCCCUAGGUGAAGAUUUUAACAACUUGUAAACACCUGAAGGAGAGGAGAAAAUGCAUUUGUAAUAGAAAUAUAUCAACUUCCUCAAAUAAUUCUGUUCCAUAAGUUUUUAUUUUACCUCAUCUUCUAUGCCGGCAACCCUAGUUUAUAGUCCAUAUUCUGGUUUUAAGAAGAAUGAAUGGAUUUAAAUUUUCUACUACUUAUUUUGGUAGGUUUAGUACUUUAUACAAGUAACGUCCUCAGUCUGUUCCCUGAUUUUAGGAUGAUUUUAGACUUACAGAGAGCACUAAAUCAACCCUUUUUGUAGACACAGAACUGUGGGCUGAACAGAGCAAGGGCCCCAUGCUGCCCCUGUGGCUGUGUCCAUGUUGGAACCUGACUGCUGUCUUAAAACUCAAGUUACCCACAGCCUCAGAAGAGCUGCUCAUUUUCAGGAGUCCAAAAUUUAAAAAAUUCAGGGGACAAAAAGAAAAUUGAGAUGAUGACUUAAGUUUUUUUUUUUUAAAAGUCACUGCAGGAUUUCUUUCAAAGCAAGCAUUAUGAGAUGGUGUUCAUAGUGUUUCAGUAUCAUUAGUUAUUUGACAGAGAGGCUGAAAGGCGGGGAAAAUGAAGAAUCAAAUAAGAGGAGUAUCUUGAUAUUACAUAUGAAUCAGAAAUUCACAUGGUAGAUAGGUCAAUAUGAAAUAAUUUGAUGACUCAAAUUGAGAUUUACAGAUCUGUUGCAUAAUUCAAUGAACAAUGCUUAUGCCUACCAAAAGUAAACAUAUAUCAGUGAGUGGAGUUGGGGGAAAUGUGGCUCCAAAUUAUUGUGACAGAUGACCUGAAAUAGAGGAGAUUCUGUCCAGUGAGAAGACCCUCUGUGUUAUUUUAGUCAUACCAGGCAGUAUAUAAAUCACAGCAACGAAUCAGUCGACUCUCUGACACUAAAUGAGCAUGAAAGCCCCUGACACCUUCACUGCAGACGACUGGAGACCUCCCAGGACCCGCAGAGGCCUCCCUCUUACUCCCUCCACACAAGCCCUAACACACACACACACAUUUUUGGCUUUUUACCUAGUCUGUAUGUCCCACUAUAACUAUCUUUUUCUUAGAUCCACACAGAAUUAUCUCAUCUUGCAAAUCCUUAUCCCUAUGAAUCUUCAAAAUGUAUUAAAUUAUGUGCUAUAUGUUUGCUUUCUGUAAAUCCUUUUAAAUUAAUUUAUACUUUGUGGUCUUAUACUGUACAUUAUAAACAAAUGUCAUGUGUCAUUGAUUAAAUAUAUUGUUUAUGAUCAUUUUGAUAAAAAAAUAACUUUGGAUGCUAGGCCCUUGUUAAGAAAUAAAAUACCCAUUGCAAAUUUUCUUCUAUUGGAAAAUAUAUGAUUUGACUUUAUUUUUAAUCACAAUCAAUUCGAGAUAAAUAACAGUUUGGGGACAUCUGUAUGAAAUACUAGUUGAGCCACCGUGGGGAAGGGAAUACAAAGAAGUAGCUGUCCCUGGAACCUAAAUGUGAAUUUCUGGCAGAACAAAAAAUAUUAUUAUAAUGAGGCAAUAAUAAAAUUAGGAAAUUAAAUUA